Gallus gallus (chicken) is the source of this 4028-nucleotide messenger RNA. It is a transcript of the gene ZP1, whose product is annotated as zona pellucida glycoprotein 1. Gene Ontology annotation, cellular component: egg coat. Lineage: Eukaryota; Metazoa; Chordata; Aves; Galliformes; Phasianidae. The transcript has 12 exons. Gene Ontology annotation, biological process: prevention of polyspermy; binding of sperm to zona pellucida. The record is from RefSeq and is a predicted model, not a curated record. Gene Ontology annotation, molecular function: acrosin binding; structural constituent of egg coat. The coding region runs from base 924 to 3929 and encodes 1001 amino acids.
GUGCUGGGCGAGGAGCAGCAGCGGUCGCGUUUGCUGUACCCAGCCCUGCAGUUGGAGUUGACGCUUGGAGUCGCUCUCCAAGAAAAGGGAAAACUGAGCCCAAGUCUCGUUGAGCCGUGUUCUCUUCCUGCUGAGCUGAGCGCCUCCAUGCAGUCCUGGCUCUGGAAUCAUCCUUCCUCCUCCCGUGGAAGGGGAACGCUGCCCCUGGGCUGCCUGGCUCCGACAGCUGGGGCUUGAUGGCUGAGCUCCGAGGCUGCUUGGGGAGUGGAGCAGGUCUGGAGCCAGCUAUGACCCCACAGCAGGCACUGGGGUCAGGGUGAGAGAAUUUAAGCUUCACUAAGGGCAGGACCCAGAAGAGAAACUGGGGCUGGAUGGGGGGGGGGGAGCACACUGAGGGAACAGAUGAAAUGCUGCUGUCAGCAGCAACCUGAGGAGAGCAAGGUCCUUCUGAGCUCCGUGGAGCACUCCCCACGCCUCCAGCCCGGGCACAAUUCACCUCCAGGUUUUUGUGCCCCCUCCACUCGGUGACAGUGGGCAUCCCAAUGGUGUGGCACUGAGCACCCUGGAGCUCGGCACUGCUGGCCAAUGGCACCAGAGCAAUGUGGGGUGACGACUGAGCCGAGGGGUGUCCGGGGACCCCUGUGCCCUGCUGGGAGCAGCAGUCUCAAUUCCCCAUUUGCAGGAGCGUUUCCUUGAGCCCAUAGCAGCUGUAGGGCACCGUGAUCCCCAAAUGACUUUCGGUUCCCCUGCAGCACCACGAGUGGGGCAGAGCGACCUGGGCCUGUGAGUGGGGGCACCACUGGCCAUGGGAGCGCUCGGACAGGGCUUGGGGCAGCCCGACCCGGUGGAAGGACUGCUGUAGGACUGCUGUAGGACUGCUCUACGGACCCCUUGGCACGCUCCCACGGCCAACAGGAAGGCGGAUGCCGUGCACCGUGGAGCUGUGGGGUCCUACGCCGGCACGGUGCUGCUUCAGCCCCAUUUCUUGGUCCAGCACCAGAUCUCAAUUCCCCAUUUGCAGGACACAGGGCAUGCCGGCCUUCAAACAGCUUUCACUUCCCCCCAUCACUUCGCUGACGCCUCAGUCAUCUGAUUGCUGCCCAGGGCUGCCCUCUGGCUUGGCGCUGCUGCAGUACCAUUACGACUGCGGGGACUUUGGCAUGCAGCUGCUGGCGUACCCCACGCGUGGCCGCACCGUGCACUUCAAGGUCCUGGAUGAGUUUGGCACCCGCUUCGAAGUGGCCAACUGCUCCAUCUGCAUGCACUGGCUCAACACUGGGGAGGACGGUGGGCUCAUCUUCUCAGCCGGCUACGAGGGCUGCCACGUGUUGGUGAAGGAUGGCCGCUACGUGCUGCGGGUGCAGCUGGAGGAGAUGCUGCUCAGUGGGGUGGUGGCUGCCUCCUACGAGGUGAACAUGACGUGCCCACGGCCAGCUGGCUAUGAGAUCCUCAGAGAUGAGAAGGUGCACGGCCACCAGCGGCCCGACCGGGGCAACGGUGCCCUGUCAAGUCAUGGUGUCGAUGUCCUCAUCCCCCGGCCACGGCCCGGCCUCCUGCAGCACACAGCCCAUUCUGCCCUGGCCAUCCCCCGCCCCCAGCUGCCCCCCGGAGCCCCCGUGGAGCAGAGUCACUCCAUGGCACACACUCAAUCCAUCCUGGGGCACUCGGAGCUGCAGCACCAGCCUCAGCCCGGCACGGGGCACCUGAGACCCCAGCCCCAAAACCAACCCGGGAUGAUCCAUGCUAGUGGUCAAACCCAGAUGGGUGUCCUUCGUCCAGGUCUUCAGUCCCAAAACCAGCCUGGGAUGGUGCAUGCCGGAGGUCAAAUCCAUCCAGGGGUCCUUCGGCCAGGUCUUCAGUCCCAAAAUCAGCACGGGCUGCUGAAUGUUGGUAGCCAAACCCAACCGGGUGUCCUUCGCCCAGGUCUUCAGUCCCAAAACCAGCAAGGAUUAGUGCGUCCAGGGAGUGAAACCCAACCAGGUGUCCUUCGCCCGGGUCUUCAGUCUUCAAACCAGCACGGAUUAGCACAGCCAGGGGGUCAAACCCAACUGGGUGUCCUUCGCCCGGGUCUUCAGUCCCAAAACCAGCAUGGAUUAGCGCGCCCAGGGGGUCAAUCCCAACCGGGUGUCCUUCGCCCAGGUCUUCAAUCCUCAAACCAGCAUGGAUUAGUGCGCCCAGGGAGCGAAAGCCAACCAGGUGUCCUUCACCCAGGACUUCAGUCCCCAAACCAGCAUGGAUUACUGUAUCCAGGGGGUCAAUCCCAACCGGGUGUCCUUCGCCCAGGUCUUCAAUCUCAAAGCCAGCAUGGAUUACUGCAUCCAGGGGGUCAAUCCCAACCGGGUGUCCUUCGCCCGGGUCUUCAGUCUCAAAAUCAGCAUGGAUUACUGCAUCCAGGGGGUCAAUCCCAACCAGGUGCCCUUCGCCCGGGUCUUCAGCUCCAGAACCAGCCUGGGCUUGCGCAUGCUGGUAGUCAAACCCAAGCAGGUCUUUUUCACUCAGGUCUCCAGCCCCUGAACCAGCCCAGCUUAGUGCGGCCCGGGCUGCAGCCUGGCUUGAUGCACACCAGCACUCAUACACAAGCAGGGUUUGUCCGCCCGGGCCUCCAGCCCCAAAGCCAGCUGGGCAUGCUUCUCCCCAGCCUCCAGUCCCACGCCCAAGGCAGCCUCCUGCGCCCCAGCCUCCAGAGCCAAGCAGGGCUGCUGCAACCCAGCCAGCCCCGACCAGGGCUGCUGCGCCCAGGGCUGCCAUCACGACCAGGGCUGGUGAGCCCAGGGCUGCAGUCCCAAGCCCAGCCUGGGCUGCUGCAUCCCACGGCUCUCUUCUACCCCUCAGCGGGGGCAGGCGAGCCGCUGACACGGGAGCAGUGCCAGGUGGCAGUGGGGAGGCUGUCCUGCGUGUCCCCGCCGGGCCGUGAUGCCUGCCUGCAGGCAGGCUGCUGCUUCGACGACACAGACCGUGCGACGCCCUGCUAUUACGGCAACACAGCCACCGUGCAGUGCCUGCCCGAGGGCCACUUCGUGCUGGUGGUGCCGCGGGGGCUGUCGGCGCAGCCCUACAACCUGGACAGCGUGCGCCUGGCCAGCACCCAGCCUGGCUGCCAGCCCACCCAGACCACCGACGCCUUCGUCCUCUUCCACUUCCCCGUCACGCAGUGUGGCACCACUGUGCAGGUGAUUGAGGACCGGCUGGUCUAUGAGAACCAGCUCAUCUCCACCAUUGACGUCCAGCCAGGGCCCCGCGGCUCUGUCACCCGUGACAGUGUCUACAUCCUCCACGCCCGUUGCAUCUACAACGCCACGGAGCUGCUGCCGCUGAGCCUGGAGGUGGCCGUGCCCCCCACUGCUGCCCCUCUGGCACAGCCUGGGCCACUCCAGCUGCAGCUUCGCAUCGCCACCGAUGAGAGCUACAGCUCCUACUACCCUGACGCCGACUACCCGCUGGUGAAGGUGCUGCGGGACCCCAUCUACGUGGAGGUGCGGCUGCUGCAGAAGACCGACCCCAAUCUGGUGCUGGUGCUGCACCAGUGCUGGGCAGCCCCCAGCACCAGCCCGGCGGCCGAGCCCCAGUGGCCCAUCCUGGUGGACGGGUGCCCCUUUUCUGGGGACAACUACAGGACGCAGCUGGUGCCGGUGGGACCCGCCACGCUGCAGCUGCCCUUCCCCAGCCACUACCAGCGCUUCGCCAUCUCCACCUUUGCCUUCGUGGACAGCCCUUCCAUGGUGGUGCUGGAGGGAGAGGUGUACAUCCUGUGCAGCGCCUCCGUGUGCCACCUGUCACAGCCCGAGCCCUGCCGGCCCUCCUGCCAAGUGGCCGUGCCUUCCCGGGCCCGACGAGCUGCAGCGGACAGGAAGUCAGCAGACAUCUUGGGCACGGUCACCUCCCGGGGACGCAUCGUCCUGCCGCAGGGUCCUGCAGCGGGGAGGCGUUAAGCAUGUGCUGCCGCCUCCUUGCUCCUCCUCCUGGUCAGGACCUCCUGCUCCGGUUGCAGCGGGGGCAAGCGGGAACAAUAAAUCAGCGACUGGCAAAGA